Molecule: messenger RNA, 5334 nt
Organism: Suricata suricatta (meerkat)
Lineage: Eukaryota; Metazoa; Chordata; Mammalia; Carnivora; Herpestidae
Gene: RNF144B
Product: ring finger protein 144B
Exons: 9
Coding region: 251-1228 (325 amino acids)
Biological process (GO): ubiquitin-dependent protein catabolic process; positive regulation of proteasomal ubiquitin-dependent protein catabolic process; protein polyubiquitination
Cellular component (GO): cytoplasm; mitochondrial membrane; ubiquitin ligase complex
Molecular function (GO): zinc ion binding; ubiquitin protein ligase activity; ubiquitin conjugating enzyme binding
Source: RefSeq, a predicted model, not a curated record
CUCCCCGGGGCGCGCGGGCCGCGCUGCCGAGAAGCCCAGGCGGCGUCCUGGGGCCCGAGCCCUCCCGCCAGGGCACUUCUGACUUUCACCAGAGCGGAUAAUACAGAUACAUGUGUUUAUUGAUUCGGAGCAAACGUUUUGAUGUAGAUGUCCGUGCCUUAGCAACUGUAGCUUCCUGGUAAUGGCAUGACCCACGAAAUCAGCCCAUCUCUUGCUCUACGGGACUUUCUGAAAUAACACUCUCCUUGAUAUGUUCAUUACCUCAUCGUCUGACCUGCCUGGGUUGAAGAGACUGAAGACAGCUGAGGACAGGCUGAUGGGCUCAGCUGGUAGGUUCCACUAUCUCACCAUGACCGCUGAAAAUCCGACGCCGGGAGACCUGGCUCCCUCCCCCCUCGUCACUUGCAAACUCUGCCUGUGUGACCAGUCCCUGGACAAGAUGACCACACUCCAGGAAUGCCACUGCGUCUUCUGCACAGAUUGCUUGAAACAGUACCUGCAGCUGGCGAUCCGAGAGGGGUGCGGGUCUCCCAUCUCCUGCCCUGACACGGUGUGCCUCAGCCACGGGGUCCUGCAGGAAGCGGAGAUUGCCUGCUUGGUACCUGUGGACCAGCUUCAGCUUUAUCAGCGGUUAAAAUUUGAACGAGAAGUUCACCUGGACCCCUACCGAACAUGGUGUCCUGUUGCAGACUGUCAGACAGUGUGCCCCGUUGCGUCAAGUGACCCAGGACAGCCAGUACUGGUGGAGUGUCCUUCUUGUCAUCUGAAAUUCUGCUCAUGUUGCAAGGAUGCUUGGCAUGCAGAAGUCUCCUGUAGAGACAGUCAGCCUGUUGUCCUGCCGAUGGAGCACGGGGCCCUCUUUGGGACAGACACAGAAGCCCCCAUUAAGCAAUGCCCUGUGUGUCGGGUUUAUAUCGAACGCAACGAAGGCUGUGCUCAGAUGAUGUGCAAGAAUUGCAAGCACACGUUUUGCUGGUACUGUCUCCAGAACCUGGAUAAUGACAUCUUCCUCAGGCAUUAUGACAAAGGGCCGUGUAGGAACAAGCUCGGCCACUCAAGGGCCUCAGUGAUGUGGAACCGCACGCAGGUGGUGGGGAUUCUGGUGGGAUUGGGUAUCAUCGCCUUGGUGACUUCACCCCUGCUGCUCCUGGCCUCCCCCUGCAUCAUCUGUUGUGUCUGCAAGUCCUGUCGGGGCAAGAAGAAAAAGCACAGCCCAUCCACAACCUAGAGGUCUCUGCUCACGUCCGAGUGCCACAGACGUCUGGGGUUCUAACGAGAAGCACAGUGAGAAAGCCCCCCUUAGCGAACUUGCCUCCUCCUUGCCAACCUUUGAAAAGUGCCUCUGUGUCCAGACUUUGAACUUGCCUUUGGCACCAGGAAAGGCCCAGCCCUGGUGCACGUGUUCCCCUGUAAAGAGAACCAGGCUGUGCCGUCUAGGCUGUGUCUGUGGAGCAUGUCGGAAGCUUUGGGGUUGCUGAGAAGGAACUAACCCACAUCAUUUUAUCCACCAUCCCCCUCCCCCGCAAAGGAUCCCACCGGACUGUUCCACUUCUGGCGAGAUUCAAGGAGCCCGAGUGGACAUUCAGUGUAAUAAAUGUGUUGUCGCGGUUGGCCACGCACAUCACAACUAAGCAGCCAGCAUCUGCUCUGGGUUGAUUUGACCUUGACCACCAGAAGAAACAGGGGAGAAACCCCCACUGUGGGAGGGAAAGAGUGGCACCAUGUGAGGGGAAAUGGUCCUAGGAGCCGCAAAGCAGGCUGCGUGCUUAGGGGUGGGUACGGGGGCUUGGCCUUGGCCGGCCAGCGGGUGCGCUGCUCCCGGCAUUCCCGCGGUGACUUGGCGGGAACACAAUGGGUUUCUCCUUGUGUGAUCUCAGCCUCAAGCACAAAACCGCUGUGCAGAGGGAGUCUUUUCCCAGGGAGAGGGCUGCAGCCUGUACACAACGUGGUCUGACCAGGCGGCACCCCCCUGGCCAGUGCAGCUUUGCGAAGGUGAUAAACUCUCCUCCUCCAGCCGGUAGCCUGGUCUGCAGGUCUGUUCUAUGUGAAAUACGGGUCAAGGGGCAGAGGUUCAAAACCUUCACCCUAGAGAGCAGAGUCCUUUCCUGAGCUCUGCGUUCAUGUGCCCAGCACAUUUAGAAUUGGACCUAAAAGUCUAUAGCAAGAGUGGAUAUCAGAGUCCGUGUGUGCGUCUAGGCCGCCUACCUAGACCCCCCAUCCACUGGGCGUGCGUGAGCAUAUGCAGUGAUACACACAGAACAAAUGUUUCCUCAGAGCCAUUCUGUCUUCCCUUCUGGGACUAACACGCUUUGUUAGAAAUCAACCUAAUGAUAUUUUUUUGCAUAUUAUAUAUUUAAAUUUUGGUUGCAAGUUCAUCACUUACCCAAAGGUAUAGACUCACAAACCCAACUCUUGUGAGAUAUGCCAUCUCCGUGUGUAAAAACACGGAGAAUCAAGGUAGUUACAUAUUUUCAAACACAGCACAAGUAGCUCUCAACAAAGUUUAAUGUUGCUCUGGGAAGCCUCUGUCGGGGCGAGCCAGAUUCUUCCUGUCUGUACAAGGCACUGAUCGAACAACAAAAAAAAUGUAAGAAGUAAACUGUAAAGGCUUUAUGUAUCAUAGUUUGGGUUGGUAUAGCCCUGCUGCAACUUAGUUCCCCCUUUUCCGUUGGUGAGAUUUUUGAAUACAUGGGUUUCAAAAAGACAGUAACUUUUGCUCCGAUGACAGGAUGCCAUAAUCACCAUUAGCAACAUAGUCUGGUGCUUCAUGGAAACAUGUAAAACGCUCUGGAGGCUGUCCUUGGGACGAGGACUGUCAGAACCCAUGACAUUUCCCAAGGUAACUGGGUACCUGGGUGGUUAAAUUGCUGCUCUCCUGGACCCAUUAUUCAGGACCGAUGCUUUGCCUGUGUAAUGGGAUGUGUCCUAAGUGGGGAUGUGUAUAGUUAAGGAACUUUGGUUCCCACGUACAUGUCAAUCCCUGACCGAUGUAUAGUACAUCUCUGCGUUGUGUACACUUUUAUUUACCGUUUUUACAGAACGUAGAUGAGGACUCUCGGAAAACUUUCAAGCAGCAACCAACCAAAAGCAUUUUUAACCAUUUUUUUUGAAACAUCUCAAUAUUAAACGUCUUUCUUUUCCUUUGAAACUCUGAACACUUCAGAACAAAAGAACCCUCUUCUAAGCAAUGUAUUCCUGUUAGUAUAAAUGGAAAUGUACAUAUAUUUGGAUAAUUUGCUUUGUCUUCACACUGCCUCGUUGUAGCACAGGGCAUUUAUAACUGCUCAGGGGGUCACGGGAACUCCGCUGAAACUGAAUUUUUGUAUCAAGAAUGUCAGUAGUGGCAAUGUACUCUUGCAUGAGCGAACUCUCUAAGCUCUAUUCUGCAAAGAAUCUCUAAACAGGGACUGAUUUCAAGUAACCUAAAAUUUUGGGUUAUCAGAGGUGGAGCUCCUGGAUUUUUUUGGUUUUUUUUUUUUUUUUUGGUAUGGGACAGGAUGUGGGGGGUUGCUUUUUUGAAACAGAUUUUAAACAACUGGAUUUAAGUUUUUAAAUGUUGAAAAGUGCCUGGAAAGUAGUGACUUCUUCCUUAAAUAGCUACAUGAAUAGGCCUGUGUCAGGUUGUCAGAAUCAACAGGAAUAGGUUGGUACUUUUAAACCCAGAUAUGUCUCUGGUGCCCCAAAGAGUGAGAAGCAAGCCAAUUUAGAAACUCUGUUUACAAAGGAGAGAGCCAACGACUUUGAUAAAGAGACUAAUGUUUUUGUUUGGGAUAAUUGGCCAGUGAGAGAGUUUAACCUGUCUCCUUGCUCUGUCCGUCAGCUCGAUCUUCUCCUCAUGAUUCUCUUUCCAGACUAGCAAGAAAUAGGAGUCUACGUGACAAUGUUUGGAUGUCAUGGCAAAACCUUUUUGUGUUUGGAGUAAUAGAGUCUAUUUGAAAUAGGAAUCGGACUCCGUCACCCAGCUGUCAUCUGGGAACACUAGCAGAUGGAAGGCAAGAACUCGCUGUUGUCCCUUCUGGGAAUUUUUUUCUUAUCAGGUAGGGAGGUGAGGGGGAGAGCCAUAGGGAAGCAAAUUUUGGAAUCAUAGGCAUUCUGUUUGUUCAUGCAAUGGGUGUUCGCUCUGGACUUGAAAUCUCUAGAUAAAGAGGCCUUUGAAAAACAAGUAAUUCACAGUGUGAAUUUUCUUGUACCCUACAUCAUGAAAAAUUUACCUAUCCACAUUUGCAAAAUGUGUAUGUUUCUUUGAAUGUAAAUCACUGUUUCUGGAAACCCCAAAUUGUCUCUUAAAAGUUAUUCCGAAUCUACAUACAUCUUAUUUUACCCUUCUUUACACAGUGCUUGACUUUCUGUUCCUGAAUGGAUGCCUUUAUGUAUAUAGACCCAUGUAUAUAUUAUGUGUAGCUCUGAAGAUAAUUUCAUAAUGCCUUAGAUGAAUGACAUUUUAUAAAGCUGUCGAAUUGAUAUCUGUAGGCUGUUACAUCUCAUGUUGAUUCAUGAUCCAGAAAGUUUUGUUAUGUAUUUAAGAAAUUGCUGUUGUAUUAUAUUUUUCUGAUUAUUUGAGAGGAAAAUAGCUGUUUCAGUCUCUGUUGCCCCAAUAAAUGUGGAACAGAAAAGCAAGUGUGGUUAACCUCUUUGGUGCCACAGGUUUCUAGACACAUUUAAUUUUGUCCUCCAAGAACCCCCAAGCACUAUUACAUCCCAGGUUCUGAAUUUACAAAAAGUACCUAAAUCCUUGACGCCAUUCAUGGAAAUAACUCUUGCUACCUUGUUUCUUAAAAGAACUGAGAAGUAUAAUGCCUUCACUUGUUGCAGACAUUUUUGUUGUAUGUGCAAUAUCUCACACUGUCAGUGGAUGGGCAUUGGUAAUAAUUCAGGGGAACAACCGAUAAUUUAGGUCUUUGAUCAUUCUAAUAAAAAAUACUGCCAGGGAUCAAAGCCAUUAGUUCUAUAAAAUGAGGGUUGGAUUGUUGCUCUCUCUGGUUCGUUCUACACAAGUCUUUUGGAGGAUUGUAUUUCCUCGUUAUGAAUUUUAAAGGAUUUACACUAGUGUUAACUUAAGGUCAUUUCCAUUUGAUUAGUAUUCAAGGCAGGACUCACCAAAGUGUGAGUGCCAAAAGUUGGUUAACAACUAGAACUUGUGUUUGUGCAAAACUGAAAGCUCACAUUCCUGUGUACUGGUGUUGAUGCCUUUCUCCAGAACAUCAGCUCCAUGGUUGUGGCAGGAUGCCUGAAUAUAAAGACUUAGGACUGACUUAGAAUUCAGAUUUCAUUUUGUAGACCUUCAGGUUUGAGGAAAUCAAUCAGUCCAUAUUAAAAGAGUUUUGGGUUAUGGUU